Messenger RNA from Pocillopora meandrina, 11252 nucleotides. Lineage: Eukaryota; Metazoa; Cnidaria; Anthozoa; Scleractinia; Pocilloporidae. The record is from the annotation of a GenBank genome assembly.
AACAUUAGGAGGGAAAAAGGAGGAACUUGAGAGCUAACUAUUGUCUUGGUUAAGAAGUCUGUUUUGAACCAGUUGUAAAAUGUCUCUGUCCUUUUCUUUGGAGGAGAAUUAUUCUCUUUUGCCACUCAAUGAUUCAUUUGUACCAAAUGAGUUAGGUUCACCUUCACGUCAUGGACGUGUGAAAGGUUACGACGAAGAGUUUGAUCCGCCAUUGGAAAGCAAGUACAAAUGUACUAUUUGUCAUCUUGGUCUUCGAAAUCCUGUGCAGACGUUCUGCGGCCACAGAUUCUGUAGAGAAUGCAUUUUACAUUCAAUGAGGUACUAUGUGAAAUGUAGUUGAAGUUGGGAUGUUGUAUUAGAAUGAUUUUAAAAUUACAAAUAGUCGAAUAAUACAAGAAAGUAGAAAUAACUAAUCUUAUAUUACAUAUUAAAUACUUUGAAAUCCCUUCAUGUCAUUUGUUUGCUUCGAAUCUUAAACGAUCAGUUCGCAUAUUGGAUCGAUUUUUCAGCAGUUUGUUCGGCAGUCUGAAAUUUGAUUCUGUGCCGAUUUUGAUCGAUCGAUUGCCUAGAGUUUACAGACCACCCUGGGUACCUGGUAGUGAAAUGGCGGAUGCGUAAAUUCAGUGUGCACUGAAAGAGUACUUUGGAAAAUUUUAGGUUUCUUCGCGUAUGAGCGAUUGUUUGUCAUUACUUAAAUAGAGACUAUAUAAGGCUAUGACAGUCACAAAUGAAAGACUAAUGCAUUAAGUUAUGGUUACGUAUAUAUAACUGAAUUAUUUGCUCUUAUUUUAAUCCAUGCAUUCCGAACUUGAUAUUUCUCUUUUCCUCAUUAACUAUGACACUAAGAAAUUGAAGCUAAUAAACUAAUUGUGUUAGUACAGUGCACCUAUGCUCAAGGUUAUUCAAAGUCCCUAGAUUGGCAAAAGGAAAUCAGAACAUGGUUGCCAGAAACAUAAUUUUAAUCGAAGUAAUAGCAAGCAAUUGUCGUUGAAUUUUAACAUGGCCUCUCAAGUAAUUGCUUGAGAACUAGUUCAUAAUAUUUCAUGUGAAUAAAGUCUCUAUUAGUAUGAAUCUAGACAUCGAUAACUGAGAGGUCUGUACUGGGUACAGGCAGGUUAUGUGUUAGUCCUUUUCUUCGGAUUGAGUAAUUUGCUUGGCAUAAGAGUCAUUGCUUUCAGUAGAAACAAAGGCUAUGUUUAUAUAUAUGUAUGCUAUGCUAUAUAUAUGUUUUAAUUGCGGAAUUACUUUAAUAUAUUACUGCUUAGGUAUCUUUGCAUGUGUUAUUAGUAAUCAAGCCAACAAGCAGGCCACAAGUUAUUUCUAGCUUCUAAGAAAGUUUUAGUUUUCCUCUCACCCACACCAUUGACAGUUUUGAUUGUUUCUUUAUUUCAUUGGUGUUUGUAAUUUAUUCCUGGUUACUAGAUCAUUGUUAUAGUAUGUUCAUUAAAUAUCUUUUAUGUAGUAGUCAAGUGUGCUAUUUAGGUAGGAUAUAUAUAUGCAUUAAAUAAACUGUCAAGUCCCAAAACUAGCCUCUGUUUGUUGUGUUGUUUAGGCUGAUGUUAUCUCCCUUUAAUUCGAGGUAAUAAAAUUGAAAAUGUUACAGCUUGCUUAUUGUAUACUUGACCACUGAAGACAGGUUGCCUCUUUGGUGACUCUUACUGAAAAAGUUUUUUCUACAUGCCAUAGUGACCAAAAUGGUUGCAGCUUAGUUAUUUAUUCACUUAUUUUGUGCAAUUAUCAAUAUAAGAUUUUCAACUGCCUAUUAUAAUAUUAAAGUUUAAACUAUACCAAAAUAUUAAACCGCUCUAGCAAUACAGUACUGAACAAGAGGACAGACUCAUGAAUGAUAAUACUGAUGGGUCAUGUAGCAUGCUAGGCACUUCACUCAAAACCUGUCACUAAGCAGUUAGGUAGUGAGAAAUGCAGUCCUUAAGAUUGUAACAUUUGUUUUAUUCAUUCAUAUCCUUCAUUACUUGUUUUAGGGAUAGCCAUGGUGACUCACUUUGCCCUUUGGAUAGAACACCUUUGUCAGAAUCACAGGUAAAGCACUUUUCUCUUAAUUCAACCCUUAGUGACAAGCUUCCAAUUUCUCCUUACAAUAUCACCCCAGAAUCAUACAUUAAGGUCCCAAGAAUAAAGGAAAUGAUUACAAACUAAAGAUGCUCUUGAUUGUUGAACAGAUUCUCUUUACCUGCACCACAGUUAUAAAAUAUAUGGAGAGCAGUAUGGAUAAUUACAUGUUCUGAUGUUGGUGUAAUGGGUUGAACAUUUAACUCUGAAGAUCUAAAUAAUUAUUCUCCACACUGGUUAUAAUUCAUCACUUACACUUUUUUAAGUAAAAUUUGGUGGUUAAUCAAGCAAUAUGAAGUUGAUCAAUUUUCCACUUCUUGUCACCUUUUCUACUUGAAAAUGUUUAUAUGUUCCUAGGAGUGAAAAGGCCAAGUUGAAUAUGAAAAGCAUUGAAAUUUAGACAGUAUAUUUUGCAUUUUUAGUCAAAUUUCUCGUCUGGUACAUGAUGAUGAGAUAAACAUUAAUUAAUAUGAAACAUCAUGUGGUAAUUAUGACUUAAUUAGCCUAAAUUGGUAAAUUGUAACAAAACUUUUAAGUCAAUUUUGUUUUCAUCUUUAUUCCUUAGUUUUACCCAGACAAAUUUGUGGAGCGUGAAAUUUUGGAAUUUGAAGUAUUAUGUCAAGCCAAGAAACAAUCUGGGUGUCUAUGGAAAGGUCCCCUUUCAACAUUAGAGGUAUGAACAGAGUGUGCUUGUGCACUCAAAUUUUAUGGUAAUUUGUUAGUAUCAUCUGAGUUGAUAAUGUAAAAAAGCCACUGUUAAGAGUUUCAAAGCUGAUGUCUCGAGCGUUAGCCUUUUGUCAGAGCAAAUGAGGAAGGGCUAACAGCAAAGUACCAGCUUUGAAACUCUUAAGGUUGGCCGGUUUAUGUCAUUAACUCAGUUGUUAAUAUUAAAUUACCUUGUUAUACUCUCCCACCAAUGCAGCACCCACCAAAAAAUUGUAAGACAUACAUGCAAACCUCAAAGCUACAGACUAAUUACCUCUGAUAUUUGUUAAAGGCUUAUUCAUUAAGAUGCAGAAACAACAUUUUGUAAUGAAUUCUGAUAUUUAUGGUUUUCCGAGUUUCACAGAAAGUAAUUGACUGAAGACACUCUAAGAAUCAAACAGUAAUAAACAAUUUUACAACUCAUAUGUCAGAAACUAUGGGCGAUAGUUUUGUUGUUACGUUGCACUAAGAGAUUGGAAAUAGGUGAAUAUAAGAAACUGGAAACUCAUGAGAAGGAUCUUUGUUCUAUUAGAGAAAAACGUUGUCUUAUAUGCUCAGCUUGUGUUGAACUGCAGAUGUGAUAACAGAGAAAUGUUCUUCUAGAUAAUUGAAAAUUUAAUUUAUAAGGAAAUAUGUGUUGGCAUGUUUUCAACAUCAUGUAUAUCUCUGAAUGAUCUCAUGCAAUGAGUAGCAUCACGAGGUACAUGUAUGUUGAAUUAUCAGGUAAUAGCACCUGUCCAGUUUGAUAUUGUCUAGAUUUAGAUUAGUGACCAUGAAAGACUGCAGGUUGACUGGACUUACAUAGAUACCAAACCUCACUAAAAAACACAUUCACAGCCAAAAAACAAACAAACAAAAAAUUAAAAGAUUGAUUUAACAGCAUAUGCCUUAGGCUUUUCCCUUUUGUAGCUAGUUUAUAAAUGUUAUUAUGUUUAAUAUCUGAGUAUGAGUAUAAUGAAGAAAGGAUAACAAAAGGUAUUAAAACAGAUCAACCUCUCCUGGCUUCCUGAAGUACUGUAUAAGAGGAAAAUGCCCUCGAUUUGAAAGUUUUUAAUUCUCAAAAGUUUUCACUUCAGCCCUUGAAACUCAAGGGAUUUAUUCUCUGAUAUAUCAGUGGCUACAUAGGAUUAAUGUACUUCUCUCAAUUUUCUGCUUGACAGGAUCACUUAAGUGGAUGCCAAUUUGUUGUUGUGAACUGUAAACACAACUGUGGCAAACAGCUACAAAGGAGAGACAUCCACCAACACAUGGAAGCUGAGUGCUUGUACAGGAAAACUCCAUGCGAACAUUGUGAGGAUCCAGUUUUAUGGAACGAAGUUGAGGCAAGCCUCUAAGUUAUAAAAGUGACCCAAAGAAAAAAUUAACUUUUCUUGUCAAGUACUUUAAUUAUAAUAAUGAACUUCACUAUGUGAAAUUGAAAUUUGUGGCAACAGAAUGAACGACUCCACAUUGUGUAGAAACAAAAAAACAUCUACUUUAACUCCUCAACAGUAAAAUGAUGUUGGUUAAAACUAAAAUAACAAACAAUUACAAUUAAGUUACACAGUAUAUGAUAUAAAGAAAUUACAAAACAGGACAGAAAGAGGACUAUAGAGCAGUUACGUAGUUACCACCACAGAAAAGACCAAUAUUGAUACUGCAAAUGCUAGGGCCAAAAAAAAAGAAAAGGAAAAAGACUAGCAAGAAUGGCAGUAUGUUAUUGAACUAUGCUUAGCGCAAAAAACACGAAGAGAGGCAUAUUGCUGAUAUAUAUAUAUAUAUAUAUAUAUAUAUAUCAAUAAAUUAUGCUAGGUGGCAAUAUGGUGGUGAUAAGGUGCCAAUGAAAACGAUAAAAAGAAAAAGGUGCUAAUGAAGUAGUUGCCUCCUGUUAAGAAAAGCAGGAUAUGCUCGAGCUGGAUCAGAGCCACUUGGUUCAAGCACAGACUUAUUCCUCUAAGUUGGUGAUGUCAAUUUUUUUUUACCUAAUCAUGAUUUGAAGUGACUGUUCUUUUCAGAAACAUUUUGAAAACUGCUCCAGGUAUCCUCAGCAAUGUGAAAAAUGUAAAGAGGAGGGCAUUAAAAGAGACAAGGUAACAAUUUUAUGUAGCAAUUUUUUAUGUAGGGAAUUUUAUGGAUCAAUUUAUAAUCCCCUAACUUAUAUUUUUCUUCAUUCUUGUUACUUGUCUGCUUGAUAUUGAAUUUAACUAUUGAGUUAAAGGGUUAAGGGGUCACAGUCACUCUUUCCUGAGUCCCAUUGGUUUGUUUGUAUUGUCUAACACCUGUAUUGAAUGGUGAAUUAAAGCAGAACCACUCAACUAAAACUAAGAAUGAUCUUUCAAGUUAUUUUAAAUUUGUGUUUCUCUCCCAAAUGAAAUUAAGUUACUGUAGUAUUUUUGAGCAAGAUUCUUUAAACUAAGUGGUCAGUUAUGCCAUAAAGUGGUGCUGUUUAUUGUUUUUUAUAAUGGGCCUUAUCUGUGGAACCUGUAUUACACAGUUAUCCUGACAUUCCGUGUGUGUGACCACUCAAUAAAGGUUUCAGUGGUAUCAACACAUGAAAUUACAGCUUAAAAUGUAGUAGAAAAUGGGACUGAAUCUAUGGGCUGGUUAUUUAAACAGAGUUAGCUGCUGGUUAAAGAAACAGCAUCCCUAACAAUCCUCAAUUUAGCUGAAUCUUUCAGCAGAAUGCUUUAUUGUUAUGUAUUUGUUAGUACUUUUUUUCUUAAUUAGAUGAAAUUCCACUUGGAACACAAUUGCCCAAAAGUGAAGAUAGAAUGUCCCUUUAACCUUGUUGGGUGUGCAUUUGAGGUAACAAAACAGUACUUAAAUAGCAGUUAUUUAAUAUUUUGAAGUUGUACACAUGUAAGUUUCACUGUAAAAGCCAAGUUCUUUUAGAAAUUGCAUUGACAUCAUUACCCAAACAGUUCAAUUUAAAUGCCCUUUGCACUUGCUGUUGUUGUCAGUUUUUCCUUGUAAGUUUACCUGAUUACCUGAAAUUCUCUCGGGAGCCUGAAAAAUUAUAAUUCUUGAGUUCAUACAUAGUUAGACUAAUUAAGUCUUCUCUAUUUUUUUGUAGGGCUUACGAUCUGAUAUUGGAAAACACCUUGCUAAUGAGCAUUUUCAUGAAAUCAUGGAUUUAAUGAAAAUUGUAGUGAGCUAUCAAAUGGAAGUCACAAGAAAAGAUUCAAACCAAAUAGAAGUCAAAUCCAAGGGUGAAAAUGAAUCUCUUAUUGACAGAAAAGAAAAACAGAUUGAGCAGCUAGAAAGUGAGGUUGGUGCCCUCAAACAAACUGUUUGUGAGCUUUCCAUACAUACAUACAUACAUACAUACAUAACUUUAUUUGAUAACGCAGGUUAAAAUUUGCGCAACUUUACAGCUGAUGUGGACCUGCCUAAACUAAUUAGUCUAUAAUUAUAUAAAAUACAGAUAUGAUAAAAUUUAUAAGUUGAAUAAAUCAAGUAAACCAUAAAGUUUUAGUAAUAGUGAAAAUUUGGUUUCAUGUUUUGUAUAACAUUACCUCCCUUUUCAAAAUUAAUAUUCAUAACAGUUUGCUUGGAUUGUUUUAAGUUAUAUUUAAAAAUAGAUAAAUUUGGAGAAUCUUUAACAUUAUCGGAAGUGCAUUCCAUGCUACUGCAGAUCUAUGAGCAAAGGACCUCUGACCCAAUUCGGUUUUGGGCCUAUUAAGUACAACAUUCAGGGAUUUCCUUAGGUUAUAACUGUUAGAGUUCUUGGUCACCAAACAAUUAAUUUCCAUACCCUAAAUUAUAAUAAGCAUUAUAUGUAAUAGUUAAGAUAAUAGCUUAUAAAAAUACUCUAAAGGCAUCCAGCCAACCUUAGAAAGUACAUCAUUAUCCCCAAAACUAUUUGGUAUCUUAUGAAUUAGCCUGGCAGCCCUGAUGUGAAUCAUUUCUAGAUCUUUAAGCUUGGAUCCAGACCCCCAAAUUGCAAUUCCAUAUAGAACACUUGGUAUAACUAUCCUAUAGUAAAAAGUCUCCAAGAUAGAUGUACAUAGGAAAUUUAUACGUCUCAACAUUUUAACUUUGGCAUUAAAUACAGAUCUAGCCAAUGCAACAUGCUGAGACCAAGAGAGUUUAUCAUCAAUUGUAACCCCAAGGCAAUUGGUGGAGGACACAUACCGAAUGGUGUCCAUACCCCACUUCAGCUGUUUCAAAGGACCUAUGAAGGGGUAGUACUUAAGACCAUUGCCUCGGAUUUACCUUCAUGUAGAAUCAAUCUGUUACUAAGACACCAGGAAUUAACCUGGUCCAAAACAGCCUGUAACCCUGUUGUUAUUUCAUCAACAGUAUUCCCUACUACAUAUAUUGUUGUGUCAUCAGCAUACAUAUAGACUUCUCCACUGGUAAUAGAUUCAGGGAGGUCAUUAACAUAAGAUGCAAACAAUCUUGGUCCUAGUAAGGAUCCCUGAGGGACCCCAGCUCUAAUGGGGAUUCUAUCAGAUCUAGACCCACUUACACUAGUCCCUUGUACACGGUUGGAGAGAUAGUCAUUGAUCCAUUUCCACAUAUCACCUGCCAAGCCAACAGCCUUGAGUUUCUCAGUAAGAAUACUGUGGUUGACACAAUCAAAAGCUUUAUGGAAAUCAAUGAAUAAGACUCCAACCUUAUGGCCUCUAUCCAGGGCACUCCCCAGGACUCAGUGAGAUGAAGGAGGAGGCUCUCCGUUGAAUAGCCCCUCCUAAAUCCCCAUUGUCUAUCUGUGAGAAUGCCAUUGGAUAACAUGUGAUCAUCAAGUGAGUCACACACUACCUUCUCAAGAAGCUUUCCUGGUGUACUAAGCAAGGAUAUAGGUCGGUAAUUGUUAGGAUCCAGCCUGUUCCCUUUCUUAAAAACAGGUGUAACUAAUGACUCCUUCCAUUGUUGAGGGAACUUACAACAGUCCAUGCUUUUUUGAACACCUCUAGCAGACCCUGAAUAGCAGAGCCCUGUGCCAAUUUAAGAUCUUUAGGAAAAAUAUUAUCAGGGCCUACUGCUUUGUUUGGAUUAAUAGACUUCAAAACAUCUCUAACUAUAUCCCAAUUCAAAGAAAAAUUCUCUAUAGUGGGAGUAAUUCUAUUAAUAUAAAAAGUAGUAUCUAAAUGUACUGGAUCCAAGUUCUUAGUAAGAUCAUGUGCAAUAUCAAUAAAAUAGUUAUUAAUCAAAUUCGCUUUCUGCCUAUCAUCUGAAAUAAUAGUGUUAUUAGAAUCUUGUAGGGGACCAAUUUUAUCACUUUUGGUCUUACCAAGUAUACGAUUAGAUAUUCUCCAGAAAUCUUUAGGUGAAGAAGAUUCUUUAAAUAGCCCAAUCCAGUAAGAGGCCUCAGCUUUUCUGAGCAUACUUCUAACAGCGUUUCUUUUAGCUCUAUAGAUGUCCCACUGAGGAUUAUCAUGGGGUUUACCUUGAGCAGCUUUUAAACACUUAUACCUUUGAUUCAUAGCCUUUCUGAUUUCGGUAUUGAUCCAGGGAAGUGACUUGUGUCUGACCUUCACAUUCCUUCGUUUGAUGUUGGACUCUAUAAUGUCUUUAAACAUGGUUUCCCAUAAGUAAACACUGUCCUCAACAUCCUCUACAGCAGACACAAUAUGCCAUGGAGCUUCCUCUAAGGACCUCUGGAAUUUUUCAUUAUCCAUAUCCUUAUAGUUCCUUACUGUAAUAAGCUUAGGCUUUGAAUUACUCCUCCUUGUAGAAAAGGCAGCAAAUAUAAGAUGAUGGUCUGAAAUGCCCAGGUCAAUAGAACCAGCUAAGACAUUUGAUGCAUGCAAAUUAGGACUAACAAUAAUGAGGUCGAUAAGUGACUUAGAGUUAGCUGUGAUGCGCGUUGGUGAUUCAAUGACGUUAACGUAACCAAAACGCCUAAGAAUUCUUUUCAUUCUAUUACAGUCAUAUGGCGCAUCUUGAUCUGUAUCUGCCGUAUUAGCUAAGAGAUUACAGUUAAAAUCACCUAAUAAUAUGACAUUCUUCCUCUUGAUCCAUAUUUUAUUAAGCAGGUCAUGUAAGUCAUCAUAAAACGUGAUUGAUUUAGGUGGUCGGUAUAGGCAGCCAAGUAAAGUAGACUGUGAUCUUAUGGUAAUGUUAAUCCAUACAGCCUCCAAGUCCUGAUGAAUGUCCCACUUUAGGUUUUCAGAAAUGUUCAAAUUAUCGCGAUAAUAUAUUACCACGCCGCCACCUUUCAAGCCAUUUGAUCUAUCUCUUCUCACCGUGUUAUAACCAUAUAUUCUUAUUAAUUCAUUUGAUAGGUCUACGGUCAGGUGGGUCUCAGUAACGCCCAGGAUGUCGAAUUCAACCUCUUUUAAUAGGAAUUGAAUUUCAGACAAUUUAUUAGUAAGACCAUUGAUAUUUAUGUGUCCAAUCUUUAAGUUCUUGUUGUUGCCCAUCGUAGUCUUUAACGUAGUGAAAACAUCUUCGUCAGGUUCAGACACCACGUCAUCGUCAAGGUUUAAGUCAAAAGAACUGGCAUCGGCAAAGGGAAGAGCCCUCAGUUCACAGAAAGGGCAGUUCCAGAAGAAAUGAUCGAGGAGUUGAAGUUUGUUGUAUUCACUUGGGUUAACUCUUCCACACUUUAUGUGGCACCAACGGAGACAGAUAUCGCAUUCUAUUGCACGGUGAGUUUUGGCGACAGCUCUCUCGCAAAUUGGGCACUUAGGGCUGUUAAGUGGGGGACCAGGAUUAGGAUUAAUGUCACCACUAGUUGAGAGCCUUAUCAAAUUAAAGGUGCUGACUGAGUUGGGAUACAGAGAAACCCGAGUUGAGAAGAACCUUCUACCGUGGGAGCGAUGAUACGUACCACGUGGAGGAAAUGUAGCCAGAGUCGGGUAGAAAAAAUCCUUUCGCCAAUCCAUGGCACACUCCGAAGCAUCACUACGCAUUUCAUUGGCUUUUCCGAAGGCUUCGACAUCGAAGAAGCAACAGUAAAAGCGAGACUGAACCAGAAAAGCAUAUAAAGUGACGGAACUCCAAGAAAAACGUCCAACCGCCAUGGCUGACCACCCACCUCCAGCCACAUGAACUGUUUAGAGCUCCAGCAAAAGAAAAUGCACAGCUUGGUGCUUAAACAGGAAAUCAAGUAAGUGUCCUGUUUUGUUCUCUUUUAAAAAUGUUGUCAAUUAACAGGUUUGUAAUUCAGUUGUGUUUCUAAGUUGAGUGGAGCUAAAUGUUCAAACUCUCAAUCUCUUACACUCUGCAUCGUAUAUCCCAUCCUUAUGCCACUUCAAUCUUUGACACAGUGUUGACAGCUUUAUUGGCUCUGUCAGCAGGCUUGUCAAAAAGAGCAUGAGUAACCAGACUGUGAUACAAAAUAGGCAGCACUUAAUACUUUAUUUCCAUCAAUGUCAUGCUUCCUUAUUAAAAAUUGAGCCACAAGCUAAGCAUUCAAAAUAGUUGUUGCAUUUGUUAGAGUGGAUGGUAAAAUGUGGUGGUUGCCAGCUUAUUUUGUCAACCCUGUCUAUGGACAGUUAUGUGAUGGUCACCAAAAUGUGAUUUAUUCCUGCUGUUUCUAAUAAUAUUAGUUAUUAGAUUUAUGAGUGUUAAGACCUGUAAAACAUAAAAUAAUGAGAACCAACUGUCAAUAAGUGCCAGGAAAUGAACUUAAUCCCCCCCCCCUAAAAGAUUUGAACUGCUUAAAUAAUGAUAAUCUGCCUAUUCCUGAAAUGAUAGGCUACAUUGGGGAGAAGGGCAUUCAUGUGAUGGAAUGUACCUCUGGAAGAUAGAAAACAUUGCCAAAUGUCACCAGGAUGCUGUCAGUGGAGCAAGUACAGUGAUGUAUAGUCCAGGUUUUUACACCAGUCCAUAUGGGUACAAAUUGUGCUUGAGGAUUAACUUAAAUGGUUUGGAGAAUGGAGAUGGUACAUAUGUGGCUUUGUUUGUUCAUGUGAUGAGAGGUGAUUAUGAUGAGCACUUGGAAUGGCCAUUUUCAAAGGGUUUUAAGUUAUCUAUUAAGGAUCAGUCUGAUGUUGUGGAGUCCCGACACCAUAUCACAAAAAAAGUGGUGGCUGAGUCUGAACUGAGUGCAUUUCAGAAACCUGUGGCUCCAUUCAAUACAAUUGGUUUUGGUUACCCAGACUUUGCACCAACUGAGAUUAUUAAUCAACCACAGUACACCAAGAAAAAUACUUUGUUGGUGAAGUUUAAGAUUACUGGUUAGCCUAGUCUGGUGCCUCUGUGACUAGCCUUGGAAAAUCAUGAACAUUUAAUCUCAUGAAGAAAGAUUCUGCAGGAACUGCAAUUCAUAUUGCUAUCAAAUAGUAGACUGUAUAAUUUUCUGUACAAAGUAAAAAUUUGAUCACUCAGAAUUUAAACACUGAGCUGGUUAUUGAUAGGUUUUACAAAAUGUUUUUGAAGUGGCAAGUCACUUUAAAUAAUAUUUGUAUAUGUGUGUACUGUUUUUCACUUAUUUAUCAAAUGUACAGGAAAUCACGCAGUAUCUUGUUGUACAUAGUGUGAAAAGUAUAUUGCAUGAAGAUAAAUGUUUUACAUAGAGUACCAGUAUUUGUAAAAUGUUAAGUGGU